CUCUCUCCCCUCAGCGGCGGCGCCAUCAUGGCGGCCGUGUCGGUGUUCCCGUCCCCGCGCGAGCUCGGCGCGGCCCUGGCGCGCUCGGUGGUGGAGGCGGCGGCCGAGGCGGUGGCGAGCGGCGGCCGCUUCACGCUGGGGCUGUCCGGGGGCUCGCUUGUGCCGCUGCUGGCGCGGGAGCUGCCGCCCGCCCUCAGCGCGGCUCCCGGCGCCGACCCCUCGCGCUGGCUCGUGGCGUUCUGCGACGAGCGCCUGGUGCCGCCCGAGCACCCCGAGAGCACCGGCGGCGCCUACCGGUCCCAGCUGCUGGCCCAGUUUGCCCCCCCCGGCCCCCAGGUGCUCUGGGUCAACCCUGGGCUGGGCCCGGCCGAGGCCGCCCGGGACUACGAGGAGCAGCUGAGGAGGGCGUUCCCGGGCGAGGCCACGCCCCAGUUUGACCUGCUGCUGCUGGGGGUGGGGCCGGACGGGCACACCUGCUCGCUGUUCCCGGGCCACGCCCUGCUCCAGGAGCAGCAUUCCCUGGUUUCCUUCCUGCUGGACUCUCCCAAGGCCCCUCCCCAGCGGGUGACGAUGACGCUGCCGCUGCUCAACGCGGCCAAGGCCCUGCUGCUCGUGGCCACCGGCGCCGCCAAGGCCCCCGUCAUCAAGCGCGUUCUGGAGCAGCGCUCGGAGGCGUCGCCGUCGCUGCCGGCGGCGCGGCUGCGCCCGCGCUCGGGCCGGCUCCGCUGGCUCCUGGACCGGGAGGCGGCCGGGGAGCUGCAGAGCCCCGGGAACAGCGGCCACGAGGACACGGAGGAAUCCACGGAAAAACGGGAACAGCGGCUCUGACACGGAGGAAUCCACGGAAAAAAACGGGAAUAGCGGCUUUGAAACGGAGAAAUCUGUGGAAAAAUGGGAAAAAAUGUCUUUAAAAUUGAGAAAUUUCAUGGAAAAAAUGGGAAAAAAAUGUCUUUAAAAUCGAGAAAUUUCAUGGAAAACUGGGAACAGCGGCCCUGACACGGAGAAAUCCACGGAAAACCGGGAAUAGCGGCCCUGACACGGAGAAAUCCAUGGGAAAAUGGGAACAGCGACCCUGACACGGAGAAAUCCACGGAAAACGGAGAACAGCGGCCCUGACACGGAGGAAUCCACAGGAAAAUGGGAAGAGCGGCUUUGAAACGGAGAAAUCCGUGGAAAAAUGGGAAAAAAUGUCUUUAAAAUGGAGAAAUUUCAUGGAAAAAUGGGAAAAAAUGUCUUUAAAAUCGAGAAAUUUCAUGGAAAACCGGGGAACAGCGGCCCUGACACGGAGGAACCCACGGAAAAAAACGGGAACAGCGGCCCUGACACGGAGGAAUCCACGGAAAAACGGGAACAGCGGCUUUGAAACGGUGAAAUCCACGGAAAAAAUGGGAAAAAAUGUCUUUAAAAUUGAGAAAUUUCAUGGAAAAAUGGAAAAAAUGUCUUUAAAAUCGAGAAAUUUCAUGGAAAACCGGGAACAGCGGCCCUGACACGGAGGAAUCCACGGAAAACCGGGAAUAGCGACCCUGACACGGAGAAAUCCACGGGAAACUGGGAAUAGCGGCCCUGACAUGGAGGAAUCCACGGAAAAACGGGAACAGCGGCUUUGAAACGGAGAAAUCCGUGGAAAAAUGGGAAAAAAUGUCUCUAAAAUCGAGAAAUUCCAUGGAAAACCAGGAACAGCGACCCUGACACGGAGAAAUCCAUGGAAAACCGGGAAUAGCGGCCACGAGGACACGGAGGAAUCCACGGAAAACCGGGAAUAGCGGCCCUGACACGGAGAAAUCCACGGGAAACCGGGAAUAGCGACCCUGACACGGGAAUUCCACGGAAAAAUGGGAAUAGCGGCUUUGAAACGGAGAAAUCCACAGGAAACUGGGAACAGCGGCCCUGACAUGGAGGAAUCCACGGGAAAAUGGGAAUAGCGGCUUUGAAACGGAGAAAUCCGUGGAAAAAUGGGAAAAAAUGUCUUUAAAAUUGAGAAAUUCCAUGGAAAACCGGGAAUAGCGGCUUUGAAACGGAGAAAAUACACGGAAAACCGGGAAUAGCGGCUUUGAAAUGGAGAAAUCCGUGGAAAAAUGGGAAAAAAUGUCUUUAAAAUCGAGAAAUUUCAUGGAAAACCAGGAACAGGGGCCCUGACACGGAGGAAUCCACGGAAAAACGGGAACAGCGACCCUGACACGGAGAAUUCCAUGGAGAACUGGGAAAAAAAAGUCUUUAAAAUCAAGAAAUUUCAUGGAAAACCCGGAACAGCAGCCCUGAAACGGAGAAAUCCAUGGAAAAAUGGGAACAGCGGCUUUGAAACAGAGAAAUCUGUGGAAAAAUGGGAGAAAAAUGUCUUUAAAAUGGAGAAAUUCCAUGGAAAAAUGGGAAAAAAUGUCUUUAAAAUGGAGAAAUUCCAUGGAAAAAUGGGAAAAAAUGUCUUUAAAAUUGAGAAAUUCCAUGGAAAACUGGGAAAAAAAUGUCUUUAAAAUGGAGAAAUUCCGUGGAAACAUGGGAGAAAAAUGUCUUUAAAAUGGAGAAAUUUCAUGGAAAACCGGGAACAGCGGCCCUGAAACAGGAAUUCCAUGGAAAACCAGGAACAGCAGCUUUGAAACUGAGAAAUCCAUGGAAAAAUGGGAAAAAAAAGUCUUUAAAAUGGAGAAAUUUCAUGGAAAACCGGGAAUAGCGGCUUUGAAACGGAGAAUUCCGUGGAAAAAUGGGGAAAAAAUGUCUUUAAAAUUGAGAAAUUCCAUGGAAAAGUGGGAAAAAAUGUCUUUAAAAUUGAGAAAUUCCAUGGAAAACCGGGAACAGCGGCCCUGACACGGGAAUUCCGUGGAAAAAUGGGAAAAAAAAUCUUUAGAAUGGACAAAUUCCAUGGAAAAAAUGGGAAAAAAAUCUUUAAAAUGGAGAAAUUCCAUGGAAAAAAGGGAAACACGGCCUUGAAACGGGGAAUUCCAUGGAAAAAUGGGAAAAAAUGUCUUUAAAAUUGAGAAAUUCCAUGGAAAAAUGGGAAAAAAUGUCUUUAAAAUCGAGAAAUUCCCUGGAUUUUUUGGGAUUCUGGACUGGAUUUUUUGGGAUUCUGGACUGGAUUUUUUGGGAUUUUGGACUGGAUUUUUGGGGAUUCUGGACUGGAUUUUUUGGGAUUCUGGACUGGAUUUUUUGGGAGUUGGAGCCGCUUUGGCUGAGCUGGAAAUCCUCGAAAUUCCGUGAAAAAAAAAGGAAAAAAAAGAAAAAAAAAAUCAGAGAAAUCAAAAAUCUCUGGGAUGGGGAGCGGGGCUGGGAAUCCCAGCAGGAACUGGGAUGAACUGGGAGAGGAAAAUGGGCCCAAAAAUCCGGAUUUGGGCGUUUUGGGAGCUUUUAUUUUGAUUUUUUUGGGGAAUAAACGGAGCUUUGGAUGA
Messenger RNA from Vidua macroura (Pin-tailed whydah), 3377 nucleotides. RefSeq names its product 6-phosphogluconolactonase (gene PGLS). The record is from RefSeq and is a predicted model, not a curated record. NCBI's taxonomy places the organism in Eukaryota, Metazoa, Chordata, Aves, Passeriformes, Viduidae. The transcript has 5 exons. Gene Ontology annotation, molecular function: 6-phosphogluconolactonase activity. Bases 28 to 828 code for a protein of 266 amino acids. Gene Ontology annotation, biological process: pentose-phosphate shunt; carbohydrate metabolic process.